GCAACAUCACCAUUUUCAAUUAACACCACAACAUUCCAGCAAUGGCAAUUCUAAGCUACAUAUCGGUGAUCUCAUCAGCUACACCCAUCUCUCCAGACUCUUUACCGCCAUCAGUGCCAAACCCAAGACCAACCAAGAUCAUCUUGCCGAAGGAUAAGCCUUUGAAAUGGUCGACAGGGAUGGCACCAGGGGAGUAUGGAGGCCCUCCUACGACUACCAAGCUGCGCAAGUACUGGGGAGGUGAAAAAGAGGACCCGAUAACCUCUGACGAAUUUAUUUGGAACAAUGAUUUCAUGGACAGGAUGAAGAGACUGAUCCAAGACCCUGAGGAUUCCCCUGAACCCGCUUCGGUUAAGGAAGAGUCUUCAGGAUUUCUGAGCUUGAAUAGAGUUAUGAGCCUCGGCAGUCUAGAAAUUGAUUUGAGCAAAGAGCUUAUGGCAUCCCCCAAGCCUCUGCUAGAACAACCAGCUGAUGAUGCAAGUCAGAGCAGAACAAGCUCAUCAACAAAAUGGAAAUUUGUACCUACACGACGUGAACAAGAUAAGUGGGAUAAAGCAACUAAGGCUGCUACUGGGGGCAGUGAUGUGAUGUUUCGGGAAAUUAGGCAGCCUAGAGGAGACCCUGAAGUGUUGGCUGCUCAAUCAAGGGCGCAAUAUUUUAAGUUAAAGAAUAAGUUGCACAUGCUCACUCUGGGGAUAGGUGGUGUAGGAUUAGUCUCAGCUUAUGUCUCUUACUCUCCUGAAGUUGCAGCUAGCUUUGGUGUGGGGUUGCUUGGAUCUUUAGCAUAUAUGCGUAUGCUGGGAAACAGUGUGGAUUCCAUGGCAGAUGGAGCCAAGGGGCUCGUCAAGGGAGCAGCUGCACAACCAAGACUACUUGUUCCAGUUGCCUUGGUCAUGGUCUUUAACCGGUGGAAUGGUUUUUACUUGCUAGGUUAUGUAUAUAAAUCCCUCGCAAAUCUGGUUUGCUUCCCUGCCCGGUUUCAUGUUACAAUGCUGUCAAUAUAUUUGCACCCCUUUAUAUAAUGAAGACCAAAGUUCUCGUUGGGCCUCCUUGGUCUGAACAUUUUGGACAUGUGAUUUGAAUUUUUUUUCCUGAAUUGACAAAUAUUGACGAGCAGGUCAUAUAUAUAUUCAUUCUUUUACCGUCAAUGAGCAUGUCCAAGUCACUGCUUGGACUUUCUCGUCCCACACAUAUGCUUUAAAGUAACAGCGGGAACAAGUUAAGGUCUUGUUUUGCAUAAAUUUGAUUAUCCAUUCUGGUGUCAUAUAUUUCAGAAUAUUCCACAAUGUUUUUUGCACUAUCCCAGAGUAUUUUACUGUACCGAUGAUAAUUUGUAAUCUUAAGCAAAUUGGUGUAUAACUAAAGUUGCUAUGGGUUAUUAAUUUACAUUAUUAUAAAAAUAUUGUCAAUUUUAGCUGCAGUUCCUCUCCCUAGUUUC
This is a messenger RNA of Tripterygium wilfordii, 1438 nucleotides long. Its product is annotated as protein CONSERVED ONLY IN THE GREEN LINEAGE 160, chloroplastic. Bases 42 to 1022 code for a protein of 326 amino acids. The transcript is spliced from 9 exons. NCBI's taxonomy places the organism in Eukaryota, Viridiplantae, Streptophyta, Magnoliopsida, Celastrales, Celastraceae. The record is from RefSeq and is a predicted model, not a curated record.